Messenger RNA from Tachyglossus aculeatus (Australian echidna), 2383 nucleotides. RefSeq names its product protein arginine methyltransferase 7 (gene PRMT7). Lineage: Eukaryota; Metazoa; Chordata; Mammalia; Monotremata; Tachyglossidae. Gene Ontology annotation, molecular function: protein-arginine N-methyltransferase activity. The record is from RefSeq and is a predicted model, not a curated record. Gene Ontology annotation, biological process: peptidyl-arginine methylation. The transcript has 18 exons. The coding region runs from base 261 to 2333 and encodes 690 amino acids.
GGGCGGGAAGGAGGCCAGGCUGGCGCUCGGCCACCCCCUCCCCGCCCUCUUGCUGCCUCUGCCCGAUCCGAGCCCUCUGCGCCACGCGGGUAGAGCGGCGCCGGGAAAUGGCGGCGGCUCCCCCAAGUCGUCGGGGACGGUUUUGAGAGGGUUAAGUUUCUCGCAGCUGAUCCAGUUCCGAAGCUCCCUCCACUGAACCCAGCUUUUCCACGCAUAAACUACUGCUAUUGCUACUGUAAACCAAACUUGUGGUCGUUGCCAUGAAAGUCUUCUGUGGAAGAGCAAAUCCAACGACAGGAGCCGUGGAAUGGCUAGAGGAAGAUGAGCACUAUGAUUACCAUCAAGAAAUCGCAAGAUCAUCCUAUGCAGAUAUGCUGCACGACAAAGACAGAAAUGUAAAAUAUUAUCAGGGUAUUCAUGCUGCCGUGAGUAGAGUGAAAGGAAGAGGCCAGAAGGCAACGGUUCUGGACAUUGGAACUGGUACUGGUCUCCUGUCUAUGAUGGCAGUUAAAGCGGGAGCUGAUUUUUGCUACGCUGUUGAGGUUUUCAAGCCUAUGGCUGAUGCUGCUGUGAAGAUUGUGGAGAAAAAUGGUUUAAGCGACAAAAUUAAAAUCAUUAACAAGCACUCUACUGAGGUUACUGUAGGGCAAGAUGGAGACAUGCAGUGUCGUGCAAACAUCCUGGUAACAGAGCUGUUUGAUACGGAGCUGAUUGGGGAGGGAGCGUUACCAUCCUAUGAACACGCCCACAGGCAUCUGGUAGAGGCAGAAUGUGAGGCUGUGCCUCAUAGGGCAACUGUGUAUGCUCAACUGGUGGAGUCCAGAAGGAUGUGGUCCUGGAAUAAGUUGUUUCCCAUUCACGUCCAGACAGGCGACAAUCAGAGCAUUCUUCUCUCCCCUUCGGAAAUGGAGAACUGCCCUGGUGCUCCCUCGGUCUAUGACAUUCAGCUGAACCAGGUGCCAAGGGAUGACUUCACCAUCCUCAGUGAUGUACUGACAAUGUUCAGUGUGGAUUUCAGCAAACAAGUCCAUAGCAAGCCAGCCUGCCACGUUGUUCAGUUUGAGUCAGUAGGAUCUGGCAAAGCGCAGGUGGUUCUGUCGUGGUGGGAUAUUGACAUGGACCCCGAGGGGAAGAUAAAGUGCAGCAUGGCUCCCUACUGGGUUCAUUCUGACCCUACAAAUAUCCAGUGGCGUGAUCAUUGGAUGCAAUGUGUGUACUUCUUACCACGCGAGGAUUUGAUUGCCCAAGAUGAGACACUCUACCUGGCUGCCCAGCGUGAUGAUUACUGUGUGUGGUACAACCUGCAGAAAACCAGGUAUGAAGCAAUCAGGAGUGACUCCCACGGAGAGCGCCCAGUGUGUGAAUGUCAGGCUCACUUGCUUUGGAACCGGCCUCGGUUUGGAGAGCUCAAUGACCAGAACAGGACGGACCAGUAUGUCCAGGCUUUAAAGACGGUGGUGAAAACAGACAGUGUUUGUCUCUGCAUCAGUGAUGGCAGCCUGCUUCCCGUCCUGGCUCACUGUCUAGGAGCAGAACAGGUAUUUACAAUAGAGAACUCAGCGGUAUCUCAUCGACUCAUGAAAAAAAUUUUUAAAGCCAACCAUUUGGAGGAAAAAAUUAGUGUAAUAGAGAAACGUCCUGAAUUGCUAAUCCCUGCUGAUUUGGAGAAUAAAAAAGUCUCAGUUCUUCUGGCAGAACCGUUUUUCACCACAAGCCUAUUGCCAUGGCACAACCUCUAUUUCUGGUACGCCAGGACAGCUGUGGCACAGCACCUGACCCCGGAUGUCACGGUUUUCCCACAGUCCGCCUCCCUCCACAUGGUGGUCGUGGAAUUCAAGGACCUGUGGAGGAUUCGUAGCCCAUGUGGAAACUGCGAAGGCUUUGAUGUUCACAUUAUGGACGACAUGAUUAAGCAGAACUCUCUGGACUUCAGGGAAGCACAGGAAGCUGAACCUCACCCGCUCUGGGAAUACCCCUGCCGAAGCCUCUCGGAACCCCAGGAGGUGAUGACCUUUGAUUUCAGGCAGCCUGUACCUCAGCAGAUGCUUCACAUGGCAGGCUCCGUAACGCUGUUAAAGCCUGGGAAGAGCCAUGGUGCAGUUCUGUGGAUGGAGUACCAGCUGACAGCUGAUAUCUCAGUCAGCACGGGUCUUCUGCGGGCUUCAAAUGAAAAGGGUGAGUGUCUCUGGAACACCCACUGCAAACAGGCGGUUUACUUCUUCAGCUCCUUUUCUGAACCUGGGCCUGGGGUGGACUCUCAUGCUGUCACCUACUCUCUCCAGUUUCAUCCCAGCUCUGGUGAUAUUGUCAUGGAUUUCAGGCUCUUACCCUGAUAAAAUCCCUCUCACUUUUAAGUUAGGAAAUAAAUAGAGAAUGGUUGUCA